Arachis ipaensis is the source of this 1424-nucleotide messenger RNA. Lineage: Eukaryota; Viridiplantae; Streptophyta; Magnoliopsida; Fabales; Fabaceae. The record is from RefSeq and is a predicted model, not a curated record.
UAAAUUUUGUUUAGAUUAAAGUAAAUCUGAAUUUAUGAUGCUAGUUUGGAUAUUUAAUUUGACUUGGUUUCCUACCUUAUUUUCUAUAAUCAUAUACUACUUACAUAUCUGAAUAACACAAAUGGUGAACGUGCAGUUUUUGUUUUAUGCCUUUCAUCAUCAUCAUCAUCAUCAUCAUCAUCAUCAUUAGGUCAAGUUAUUGAUAUUAUUAUUGUGUUCUUCAUAUUAGAAUGCCAAUGAUUAUGCUGGGAAAGUAGAAUUUGUUAACCAAUCAGAGAAUGGAGAUGAAAGGAUGGAGAUUCAAAAUGAAUCACCAAACCAAUCAGACAAAGCAAACCAAUCAGAGAAUAAUGGAGAUGAGAAGAUUGAUGAGAUUCAGAGAGAACUAACAAAUCAAUUAGAGAAUAAUGAGGAUGAAAUACAGGUUGAGGCUUUUGAUACUACUAUUGGAAUUGAGGCAAACUGUGAGGAAAAGGGAGAUGGUGAUGAUGAUGAUGAUGAAGAUGACAAUGAUAUGACAUGGCCAGAGUAUUUUGCAAUGCAAUUGUUAGAACUUAACAAAGACUGGUUCAUCCCAAAGGAUGAUGUCCCCAUUAUUCCAAAUAAAUUUCACAAUGACAUGUUAAAACGGUUUAAAAAAGUUUUAUGAUCAAGUAUAUCUAAUUUUUGUUUUUCUUUUUUAUUUAUUUUUAGUUUUUUAUAUAUAUCCGGUUCAAUUUUGUACAGACUUUUGUUUUGGUCGAAUAGAUUUAUGUAUUAAUUUUUUAGUGAAUUAAGAACUACUUAUUAAUGUAGUUAAUUUGUUUAACUUUGUUCUAGAUAAACUGAGGGUGCUUUUUCUGCAAUUUAACAUUUAUUUGGAAGAUGUAGUACAUGCGUGUUAAUUAAUGGGGUUUAAUCUUGGGCUAUUCCAAAAAAAAAAUACUUAAAGAAUGACUUUUGAUGUUUGGAGAAUUGAUUGUUUAAAUGAAAUCAGCAAAAAAUGUGGUUGAUUGCUUAUUGUGUUUUUAAUUUUUUUUUCUUUUCUUAGAAUUGUGUUUCCAACAAGAGAAAUUUAAAUGACCAUGAUAAUGAUUAAUGAUAUAUUAAGAUUAUUUUAGGGUCUACGGAUAAAUUGACCAAAGCAGCAUAUAUUGGAAUGGUGGUCAAUAAUCUAUACAGAUGUUGAGUCUAAAUAAUAAAAAUGAAGAGAAAAUUACAAUGAAAAACUCAUUUGAACUAAACUGAAGUAUAACAUAAACCCUACAUCAAAUCAACUAAUUCAUACCCUAUAAUAAGGUAUGCCAUUAGGCAUUGGGGUUAGUGAUGAGGCAAGCUUGAGCUCAACGAUAAUAGGCUCCGGCAGGCAAAAUAUAAUGCAUAUCCAUGUUCACAUCAUUGCAAUAUGCAUUUACAGGCAACAGCGCUUGCUUGGCGAAAAAGAA